AUGGGUCGCCGAAAGAUUGAAAUCAAAGCGAUCAAAGAUGAUCGGAAUCGCUCGGUCACAUUUUUGAAACGAAAGGGAGGUUUGUUUAAGAAGGCGCAUGAAUUGGCCGUGUUGUGUUCAGUCGAUGUCGCGGUGAUUAUCUUCGGUCAUAAUAAAAAGUUAUAUGAGUAUUCUUCCUGUGAUAUGCAUGAGGCUCUUGGUCGCUACCAAUAUGUUUGUUGCGCCUCUCUGCUGCUGGUCAAGUGGAUGCUAAUUGAUCGCCCGCAGUUUGGCCCCCCUCAUGAACAUAAAGGCCCAGAUGAUUUCACUGGAAAGCGCGACGACGACGACGACGAGGAUGACAUGACCCCGGGACCCGAGGAAUUGCAAGCGCAACAUUCACAACAUUCCCAUCCCGCCGUUCCGCCUCAUAUGCAACAGCCUGGUGGUUUCCAGCACGUUAAUCAUCCUUCUGCUUCUCCUCCCAUUUCAAAUGGUAUACCGAUAACGCGCCAUGGUACCCCUCAGCAGAGCCUUUCGCGCCCGUCCUCAAGAAAUCAUAUCCGCCGGGCGAGUUCUAACCUUGGUCCGCAUCAACAUGCCACUCCGCCGCCGCCUCAUAUACCCCAGAAUGGUUUCGCGUACAUGCCAAAUCCAUCAAUGUACAACCCCAAUGUUCAUCCCAUGAAUCAGCCGCGCCCAGGACCAUACUACGCCCAUCCAGGACAAGGACCGCCGCCUCAGGGGAUGCAUCAUCCUCACGGGUUGCCUCCAGGAAUGCCAGGUCCACCGCACUUUCAACAUCCCAAUCAACCCCAUCCUCAUCAACAUGCGCAAACGCAACAGCAACAGCAACAGCAGCAGCAGCAACAUCCGCAACAGAUGGGAAUGCCUCCUGUAUCGCAUGCUACCGUACAACAGGUCCAACAAGCGUAUGCAAAUCAGGGCCGGGGCUCAAUGCCUCCAACGUUUGUGCCAGAACCUCAACAGCAGGAGCGCCCACCCCCUAUUUCACAAAAUUCAGAUCACUCUUCUGGUCUUUUAAAGGUAGAAACUAGCCAAUCGCCUCCGCAGCCCAAGGCUCUGUCAAAGUCGCGUAGUAUUUUCACUCCGAUCGAUGACCGCGGCUCUGUACUAGCCCGUCAUUUUGGUGCAGGUGCACCAGUGUACGAAUCACCUCGCGGAAAAAAUGUCGUGAAGCAGGAAGCAGUGCGUGAAGACUCACCGAGUCGAACAGCGAUCACCGCGGUGAAAGAACCUCCCCGCUCUAAAUCAACGCCAGACCCGAAACUAUCCCGAACUAACAGUGGCCUACCCCCGUCAAAACGACCGCAACUCAAAGUCCAGAUUCCUAGUGAAAACUCAGACCAUGGUAGCGCGACGGCUGAAUCGUCUUCUCGGGACUCUGCUGGAAACAAAACCGCAACACCUGCUAAGGACAGUAACAAUCCUACAACUGGCGUGGUUCUGCCACCCCCUUCACCAUCUGCCGGUGCGAUCUUGAGCGCUGGCGCGCAAGGACCACCAAAUCCCUUCGCCCGUCCACAACCACCGACAAAUUCGUAUGGCAAUAAUGGCAUUUCAAACAGCGGCAGUAACUCUACCAACAUCGAGACUCCCAUAUCUGGGCUCCCAAGCCGAUUUGUAUCAGAUGCUCUCCUUCCAUCACCAUCUAGUUUCUUCCCCGAGUGGGGUUUUGGCCGGUCCGGCCCAGACUCCAGCUUGCUGCCUAGUCCUCUCACCUUCCCAACACCAGCGGUACAGAGUGGACUGAGUUUUGCGCGCGAUGACGAAGAUAAAAAGCGCAAAAGCCCAGACAGCGGGGCCCCUGUAGAAGGAGCAAAUAAAAAAACAAAGACCUAG
Penicillium taxi is the source of this 1842-nucleotide messenger RNA. RefSeq names its product SRF-type transcription factor RlmA (gene rlmA). The record is from RefSeq and is a predicted model, not a curated record. The coding region runs from base 1 to 1842 and encodes 613 amino acids. Gene Ontology annotation, molecular function: RNA polymerase II cis-regulatory region sequence-specific DNA binding; DNA-binding transcription factor activity, RNA polymerase II-specific; protein dimerization activity. NCBI's taxonomy places the organism in Eukaryota, Fungi, Ascomycota, Eurotiomycetes, Eurotiales, Aspergillaceae. The transcript is spliced from 2 exons. Gene Ontology annotation, biological process: positive regulation of transcription by RNA polymerase II.